AUGGAAGAAGACAAGGAGUCACCUAUCAUUCUGGGGAGACCGUUCAUGAAAACAUCCCGAAUGAUGAUCGAUAUUGAUGAUGGUAUAAUGAAGUUAAGAGUUCAAGAUGAAGAGCUAUGCUUUAAUCUCUUCGAUGCCAUGAAGCAACCAAAAGACAAGAAUGACUGUUUUCGCAUGGAUGUUACUGAAGAGAGUGUAGUGGAAGUGGCAAACCAAAUUCAUUUAUCUAGCCCUUUAGAGAGAUCUCUUGUUGAAUCUUUCAAUAUUAUGUUAGAAGAAGAAUUCAAACCGGUGGCUCAACCGCCAAGAAGACUAAAUCCAACAAUGAAAGAGGUAGUAAGGAAAGAGGUGAUCAAACUUCUAGAAGCAGGUAUGAUUUACCCAAUUUCUGAUAGUGCAUGGGUGAGUCCAGUACAUGUUGUGCCAAAGAAGGGAGGCAUGAUGGUAAUCCGUAAUGAUAAGAAUGAACUCAUACCAACAGGAACAGUAACCGGGUGGAGAAUGUGCAUCGAUUAUCGUAGACUCAAAAAAGCUACGAGGAAAGAUCAUUUUACCUUACCGUUCAUGGAUCAAAUGCUUGAAAGGUUAUCGGGGCAGAAUUACUAUUGCCUCUUAGAUAGGUAUUCCGGGUACAAUCAAAUUGUGGUAAACCCAGAGGAUCACGAGAAGACAGCUUUCACAUGUCCCUUUGGAAUUUUCGCGUAUAGACGGAUGCCAUUUGGAUUAUGUAAUGCUCCAGCUACUUUCCAACGGUGUAUGCAAGCCAUAUUCUCAGACCUCAUUGAAAAAAGUAUUGAAGUAUUCAUGGAUGACUUCUCAGUAUUUGGAAAAACUUUUGAUAUGUGUUUAAAUAAUUUGGAUGUGGCACUUGGACGAUCUUUCAAUGACCUAAAAGACCGGCUGGCCACCGCACCUGUGAUCGUAGCACCCGAUUGGAAAAACCCCUUUGAACUGAUGUGUGAUGCUAGCGAUUAUGCCAUAGGUGCGGUAUUAGGCCAACGAAAAGGAAAGAUAUUUCAUGUCAUACACUAUGCAAGUAAGGUGCUAAAUGAUGCUCAAGUCAACUAUGCUACCACAGAAAAAGAAUUGUUAGCCAUAGUGUAUGCUCUUGAAAAGUUUAGAUCCUAUCUCAUUGGGACAAAAGUGGUAAUCUACACAGACCAUGUGGCCAUUAAAUAUCUGCUUACUAAACCAGAUUCGAAGCAAAGGCUCAUUCGUUGGGUUAUUCUUUUGCAAGAAUUUCACAUAGAGAUCCGGGAUAAAAAAGAAGCUGAAAUAAAUGAUGAGUUCCCGGAUGAGCAACUUUUUCAACUCCAAAUAAGACCUUGGCUCGCCAAUCUUGCUAACUAUAAAGCAACCGGUAUCAUACCAGAAGACUUUGAUUGGAACAAGAAGAAAAGGUUGUUAGCCGAUGCAAAAUACUAUGUAUGGGACGACCCAUAUUUGUUCAAGAUAGGUAAGGAUGGCAUUUUAAGAAGAUGUGCUACUGAAGAAGAAGCUCAACAAAUUUUGUGGCACUGUCAUAAUUCACCUAGUGGUGGGCAUUUCAACGGAUGGAGGAAGGCAACAAAAGUUCUCCAAUCCAGAUUUUUCUGGCCUACUAUUUUCAAAGACGCCCACCAUCAUGCAAAGAAUUGUGACAAAUGUCAAAGAGUUGGAGGAACAAGUAAACGUGAUGAGAUGCCGCUUCAAACCAUUAUUGAAGUAGAAGUUUUUGAUUGUUGGGGAAUAGAUUUCAUGGGGUCCUUUCUUCCAUCUUUUGCUAAUGAAUAUAUUCUAGUUGCAGUGGAUUAUGUUUCCAAGUGGGUAGAAGCCAUCGCCACACCAAAAGCGGAUGCCAAAACUGUGCUAAAAUUUUUAAAUCGAAACAUAUUCACACGUUUUAGGAUGCCUAGAGUGAUUAUAAGCGAUGGUGGAUCUCACUUUGUUAACGAGCAGGUCUAUGGAAACGCCAAAAAACCGUGGCCUAAAGGUUAUUGGUUUCUGGAAAAAAUCAUCAACGAAGAAGAAGGAGAAUAG
Messenger RNA from Vicia villosa (hairy vetch), 2019 nucleotides. RefSeq lists its product as uncharacterized. Gene Ontology annotation, molecular function: nucleic acid binding. Gene Ontology annotation, biological process: DNA integration. The record is from RefSeq and is a predicted model, not a curated record. Bases 1 to 2019 code for a protein of 672 amino acids. NCBI's taxonomy places the organism in Eukaryota, Viridiplantae, Streptophyta, Magnoliopsida, Fabales, Fabaceae. The transcript has 5 exons.